AUAGGCUCAAGUAGGGAGGAGCCGUUAAGGGGGGCGUUGAGGAUGAGGAGGGGGUAAAUACAUGGGUGGAGAUAGAUGCCCAGAAAUAUUGUGGGUGGGCUGCGAAUGUGGAGAGAUUUACAGCAAAACAGAGCUAAGACCUUAAUUUCUGGGGUGGCGGGAGGAGGAAAUGAGAAAUGUAGCAGUGGAAAUGACUGAGUCAAUGGGGCUUGAAGCCAGCCGCCCUCAGAAAACAAAGCGAAGCGGCAGAGGAAUGGCUAGGUCUGUGUAGCGGCGGCCGAGCCAAAUACUGAAUGAGGUACACCUGGUUAAGAGCAAGGGGUUAAAAGGGCACCCGACCAAUAGGGCAGGGGUCAGACGUUGAAGAAUGGGAAGGCUGCAAGGAGCUGCCUGUGCUGAUAGGGUGCUCUAAGCCCACCUGAAGAUGCCCUCUAUCAUGGCCGACUGGGGUCUGCACGGCCUUCUCUCGCCACUCCUCCCUGACACUUCGUCUUGGCGCCCUCGGCCAGAGCCCACCAUAGCCGUGCUGGGCUCCCUGGCCUUGCUGUUUGUUUGGUACUGCUACCGCGUGGGGAGCGGGCAAGCGGCCCCCGCCUCUCACCAGCAGGGCAUGCCCACAGAGGAGCGAUGUCCUCGCCGUGCCCUCGGGAGCGAUGCUGCCAACCAGCGCCUGUAUCGCAGCCUGCGAGACUACGCCAAGCGCUACUCUUGGUCGGGCAUGAACCGGCUGCACAAAGGCAUCCGAGACCAGGCCCAUUACCAGCUGGGCGAGCGCCUGGCGAUCCAGAAGCCCAGCGCCUUCUACCUCCCGGACUUGCCUUCUGCCCCCUACUUCCCCCGCGAGUCCCAGCGCCAUGACGUGGAGAUCCUCGAACUCAGCUUCCCGGCCAUCUUGCGAGAGUUCGAGGGCAUCGCGUGGGACUUUGCGCCUGGAGCGCCAACCCCGCGGGGGUGGACGGCCAAUGCCAACCCUGGCUGCCAUAGCUAUUACCUCUACCGGCAAGGGGAGUGCGUGGCGCAGAACUGUCGCAGCUGCCCGUGGACGUACCGGGCACUCAGUGCGCUGCGCACCUUCGUCAAUGCCAACCGCUUUGGAAACGCUUGCUUCAGUGUCUUGCAGCCUGGAACUGUGCUGCCUGGGACCUACGGGCCAACCAACACCCGGGUGCGAUGCCAUUUAGGGCUGAAGGUUCCUCCUGGUUGUGAGCUGGUCGUGGGGGGUGAGCCUCAGUGCUGGUCCGAAGGAUACUGCCUCCUAGUAGACGACUCCUUCCUGCAUACCACGGCUCACAACGGUUCUCCCACGGAUGGCCCACGGGUGAUAUUCAUUGUUGAUCUCUGGCAUCCCAAUGUGGCAGGACCUGAGCGACAGGCGCUAGACUAUAUCUUUGCCCCUGGUCGGUAGGUGCCUGCUCAGGAUCAGGUAUUGUAGCCAAGAGGGAGGGGGGAACCCCAUAACGCCACCAAUAGUGUUUGCUGCUCUUCACAAUCAUCAAAGCCUCCCACAAUAUUGCCUUGGAACGGAAACUCUUAUAUUACCAUUGUGCAGACUGUACUGGGGGGGAUGGCCCCCCCUUCCAACUUUGGAGUUCUGCAUUUGAACUAAAAUCUAUGCAGGGAUGUAUCACAGAUGGGGCGGCGGGGCUCCUUUUCUCUCUCUCAGUGUGAUGCUGUGACCUAAAAUACUUGUUCUAGAGACCUUUGUGACGUGGUAUACAUUGGUUCCUCUUCUUGCCAUUCUGUUGGUGGUAGACGCUGAUCUGGACAGGUCCUUGUGGCUUGUUCUCAUCUCCUGUGAGUCUGGGGUUAUUCAAGUGCAAGUGCUGCUGUCUACAGUCCAGGACCAGAAGGCCUCUGAGUUCUACUGAAGUUCAACAAUCCUGAUUUUAGUAGCAUGGACUUCUCCAGUUUUUUUGGAAAUGGGUGGGUUGGGGAAGAGAAGCAAGCCAAGGUGAGCACUAUUUCCACCUGUCUGUGGUCAUUUGUUAAUUCCCACCCUGCAUCUGUUACCGCGACGUUUGUGUGGCAGGAUUUAAUCCAAAAAAGCCUUGCUAAUUAACCUGCACCCCCAAUAAAAUAAUUAGAACCCUC
Messenger RNA from Podarcis raffonei (Aeolian wall lizard), 2091 nucleotides. RefSeq names its product aspartate beta-hydroxylase domain containing 1 (gene ASPHD1). NCBI's taxonomy places the organism in Eukaryota, Metazoa, Chordata, Lepidosauria, Squamata, Lacertidae. Bases 425 to 1405 code for a protein of 326 amino acids. The transcript has 3 exons. The record is from RefSeq and is a predicted model, not a curated record.